Molecule: messenger RNA, 3873 nt
Organism: Closterium sp. NIES-65
Lineage: Eukaryota; Viridiplantae; Streptophyta; Zygnematophyceae; Desmidiales; Closteriaceae
Source: the annotation of a GenBank genome assembly
AUGGGCAAUUGCUUCAGCUGCUUUCGCGGCGACAGAAAGGCGCGGCCUGUGAAAGGUGCCGCUUCCACUCAACAGGCCGAAACCGCCGGCGCGCCUCUCCUGUCCUCCAUUGCGGACCACCCCGCAUACCAAUCCACGCCUCUCCUCCGCCCGCGGAGCCUCCACCCUUGCGAAGUCGUUCCCGUCAACUUGAACCCUUCCCCCUCUCCCGCGCCUGCUCAAUCCCGGCCGCCGGCGGAGGAACUAUCGCGCGCCCCAGCUGCUUCCCCCGGAGAGUCCCGCAGCCAUUACGACGAGGCGACUUUUGAGUCGACUCAAGAAUCUCGCAGCCCUUACGACAACUCGACGAGCUCCGCCGCCGCAGCAGCCGCGGCCUAUUACGACCCGUCGAAUUCCGCAGCCUAUUACAACUCGAACUUCAACCCCCUAGCCUACCGCGAGUCGGACUCGUCGUGUUUCAACCCCCAAGUCUACCAGUCGGACUCGUCGUGUUUCAACCCCCAAGCCUACCAGUCGGACUCGUCGUGUUUCAACACCCAAGCCUACCAGUCAGGCUCGUCGUGUUUCAACCCCCAAGCCUACCAGCCGGGCUCGUCGUGUUUCAACCCCCAAGCCUACCAGUCGGACUCGUCGUGUUUCAACCCCCAAGCCUACCAGUCGGACUCGUCGUGUGUCAACCCCCAAGCCUACCAGUCGGGCUCGUCGUGUUUCAACCCCCAAGCCUACCAGUCGGGCUCGUCGUGUUUCAACCCCCAAGCCUACCAGUCGGACUCGUCGUGUUUCAACCCCCAAGCCUACAAGUCGGACUCGUCGUGUUUCAACCCCCAAGCCUACCAUCCGGACUCGUCGUGUUUCAACCCCCAAGCCUACCAGUCGGACUCGUCGUGUUUCAACCCCCGAGCCUACCAGUCGGACUCGUCGUGUUUCAACCCCCGAGCCUACCAGUCGGACUCGUCGUGUUUCAACCCCCGAGCCUACCAGUCGGACUCGUCGUGUUUCAACCCCCAAGCCUACCAUCCGGACUCGUCGUGUUUCAACCCCCAAGCCUACCAGUCGGACUCGUCGUGUUUCAACCCCCGAGCCUACCAGUCGGACUCGUCGUGUUUCAACCCCCGAGCCUACCAGUCCGACUCGUCGUGUUUCAACCCCCGAGCCUACCAGUCGGACUCGUCGUGUUUCAACCCCCAAGCCUACCAGUCGGACUCGUCGUGUUUCAACCCCCAAGCCUACGAGUCAGACUCGUCGUGUUUCAACCCCCAAGCCUACCAGUCGGACUCGUCGUGUUUCAACCCCCAAGCCUACCAGUCGGACUCGUCGUGUUUCAACCCCCAAGCCUACCAGUCGGACUCGUCGUGUUUCAACCCCCAAGCCUACCAGUCGGACUCGUCGUGUUUCAACCCCCAAGCCUACCAGUCGGACUCGUCGUGUUUCAACCCCCAAGCCUACCAUCCGGACUCGUUGUGUUUCAACCCCCAAGCCUACCAGUCGGACUCGUCGUGUUUCAACCCCCAAGCCUACCAUCCGGACUCGUCGUGUUUCAACCCCCAAGCCUACCAGUCGGACUCGUCGUGUUUCAACCCCCAAGCCUACCAGUCGGACUCGUUUCGGACUCGUCGUGUUUCAACCCCCAAGCCUACCAGUCAGGACUCGUCGUGUUUCAACCCCCAAGCCUACCAGUCGGACUCGUCGUGUUUCAACCCCCAAGCCUACCAGUCGGACUCGUCGUGUUUCAACCCCCAAGCCUACCAGUCGGACUCGUCGUGUUUCAACCCCCAAGCCUACCAGUCGGACUCGUCAUGUUUCAACCCCCAAGCCUACCAGUCGGACUCGUCGUGUUUCAACCCCCAAGCCUACCAGUCGGACUCGUCGUGUUUCAACCCCCAAGCCUACCAGUCGGACUCGUCGUGUUUCAACCCCCAAGCCUACCAGUCGGACUCGUCGUGUUUCAACCCCCAAGCCUACCAUCCGUACUCGUCGUGUUUCAACCCCCAAGCCAACCAGUCGGACUCGUCGUGUUUCAACCCCCAAGCCUACCAUCCGGACUCGUCGUGUUUCAACCCCCAAGCUUACCAGUCGGACUCGUCGUGUUUCAACCCCCAAGCCUACCAGUCGGACUCGUCGUGUUUCAACCCCCAAGCCUACGAGUCGGACUCGUCGUGUUUCAACCCCCAAGCCUACCAUCCGGACUCGUCGUGUUUCAACCCCCAAGCCUACCAGUCGGACUCGUCGUGUUUCAACCCCCAAGCCUACCAGUCGGACUCGUCGUGUUUCAACCCCCAAGCCUACCAGUCGGAGUCGUCGUGUUUCAACCCCCAAGCCUACGAGACGGACUCGUCGUGUUUCAACCCCCAAGCCUACCAUCCGGACUUGUCGUGUUUCAACCCCCAAGCCUACCAGACGGACUCGUCGUGUUUCAACCCCCAAGCCUACCAUCCGGACUCGUCGUCUUUCAACCCCCAAGCCUACCAGUCGGACUCGUCGUGUUUCAACCCCCAAGCCUACCAGUCUGACUCGUCGUGUUUCAACCCCCAAGCCUACCAGUCGGACUCGUCGUGUUUCAACCCCCAAGCCUACCAGUCGGACUCGUCGUGUUUCAACCCCCAAGCCUACCAGUCGGACUCGUCGUGUUUCAACCCCCAAGCCUACCAGACGGACUCGUCGUGUUUCAACCCCCAAGCCUACCAGUCGGGCUCGUCGUGUUUCAACCCCCAAGCCUACCAUCCGGACUCGUCGUGUUUCAACCCCCAAGCCUACCAGUCGGACUGGUCGUGUUUCAACCCCCAAGCCUACCAGUCGGACUCGUCGUGUUUCAACCCCCAAGCCUACCAGUCGGACUCAUCGUGUUUCAACCCCCAAGCCUACCAUCCGGACUCGUCGUGUUUCAACCCCCAAGCCUACCAGUCGGACUCGUCGUGUUUCAACCCCCAAGCCCACCAUCCAGACUCGUCGUGUUUCAACCCCCAAGCCUACCAGUCGGACUCGUCGUGUUUCAACCCCCAAGCCUACCAUCCGGACUCAGUCGUGUUUCAACCCCCAAGCCUACCAGUCGGACUCGUCGUGUUUCAACCCCCAAGCCUACCAGUCGGACUCGUCGUGUUUCAACCCCCAAGCCUACCAGUCGGACUCGUCGUGUUUCAACCCCCAAGCCUACCAGUCGGACUCGUCGUGUUUCAACCCCCAAGCCUACGAGUCGGACUCGUCGUGUUUCAACCCCCAAGCCUACCAGUCGGACUCGUCGUGUUUCAACCCCCAAGCCUACCAGUCGGACUCGUCGUGUUUCAACCCCCAAGCCUACCAGUCGGACUCGUCGUGUUUCAACCCCCAAGCCUACCAGUCGGACUCGUCGUGUUUCAACCCCCAAGCCUACCAGUCGGACUCGUCGUGUUUCAACCCCCAAUCCUACCGCAAAUCGGACUCGUCGAGUUUUUCCGCUGCCACGUCCGCGCAACAGCCGCCGCUGCUUCUCCCCACCAGUUCCUCCGCCGAGUCCUCUCUCCCCGCGCAUAUCUCGGCCAUGGGCUCCGCGCGCGACUCCGUGUCCAAGCGGACGUCCGCCGGCCUCCAUCCGCUACGCCAUUUCAGUUACGCGGAGCUGGUGGCGGCGACGAGGGGUUUUCGGACUUAUUGGGGAAAGGGGGCUUCGGAAAGGUGUACCGCGGGCGGAUGGUGCUGCCUGCGGGCAGAAGCAGCGCCAGUGGCAGCAGAAGCAGCGCAUCUGUCGGCGGAAGCAGCGCAUCUGUUGCUGGAUACGACGCAGGCGAUGACGAGAUGAGGGAGUGCGAGGUGGCGGUGAAAGUGACGAAAGGAAAGCAGUUCAACAAUCAGGAGCUGAAUGACUUCCAGGUGAGCGCUCCUAGAGCAAAAGCGUUCUGA